GUUUCUAUCUUAUUUGCAACACUCCAUGGAGCAGUGAGUCAUUAAGAAGAAACAAAGAAAUUGCUUAACUGUCAGGCAAUGAUGUGAAAAUGAUAGUAAUAUAAACACCCAUCUUGGUAUGAAGUUGGAUCCAUUUCAUCUGCCAGCCAACAAACGACGAUGAUUCUGAAAUUGGUACUGCAUUUCAUCGUUUUGGCAAUAUGGAGUGUACUUGUAGAGGUAUCAUCAUCACAAGAAGAUUACCCAUCCGUAGCAAAGCCUGGUUGCGAUUCGCGAUGUGGAGAUCUUCAAAUUCCCUUUCCGUUUGGAAUGAAGAGUUCAGAAUGCUACGCAGAGAAGUGGUUUGAAAUAGAAUGCAGAAACAGUGCCACAUAUCAUCAAACACCUUACCUCAAGUCAAUAGGAGUGGAAGUGACAUCCAUUGAUGUGGGAAGAGGCACGGUUACUAUCAUUCAUCCCGUUUACCGUAGUAACUGCGGAACCAAAGAUUCUCCGCCGGUCAACCUCACGCUGGAAGGAAGCCCUUUCGUAUAUUCCCAGGAACAGAACAAAUUUGUUGCCGCAGGUUGCAAUAUUAUUGCUUUUUUGCAGGUGAAUGGGACAGGAAGUAGUGGUUGUGUAUCCAUCUGCGACAAGGACUUGAAGGUGGAUGACAUCGGGAAGCUGGAGCUUAAAAACAAUGAUUGUAAUGGGAAGAACUGCUGUCAGAAUUCCCUGCCACCGUAUCUUAAGGAAUACAGCACCCAAGUGAAAGGAUUGAAGGAGAACGAAAUGGAUGAUGAGUGCAGUUACGCCAUGGUUGUACAGCAACAUCUAACCCUAUACCCACGCUACUACCGGCCAGAUUGUCGUUAUUAUCCUUAUAAUCCUUAUAAUCCUUAUCAUACUCCCCAAAGCUACGAUUUUUCUGUGUAUGGAGCGGUGAAGGAUUUAGAUUUGGUCCCUGCUGUGCUUGAAUGGGAGAUUCUCAACAAUUUCAGCCUUAAACUUCCUGCAGCGAAUCUCUCUGAGUGUGUUGACACUAAUAUUACUUCUUCACUCUAUAAACGUUCAGGUCAGAGAUGUUCUUGCGUAAGGGGUCCAGGUAAUCCCUAUUUUGAGGGAGGUUGUUCAGAUUCAUCAGACAGUCCUCCAUAUUCAGACUACUGGCAUAGGCAUCAAAAAACAAUAAUUGCUGCCAUUAAAGGUAUGCAUGAUGGUUACGGAUUCACUUUUUUUUAUUUUUUAUCAUAA
Molecule: messenger RNA, 1233 nt
Organism: Vigna unguiculata (cowpea)
Lineage: Eukaryota; Viridiplantae; Streptophyta; Magnoliopsida; Fabales; Fabaceae
Product: wall-associated receptor kinase-like 1
Biological process (GO): protein phosphorylation; cell surface receptor signaling pathway
Cellular component (GO): plasma membrane
Molecular function (GO): polysaccharide binding; ATP binding; protein serine/threonine kinase activity
Source: RefSeq, a predicted model, not a curated record